Messenger RNA from Guillardia theta CCMP2712, 1371 nucleotides. RefSeq lists its product as hypothetical. The record is from RefSeq and is a predicted model, not a curated record. Lineage: Eukaryota; Cryptophyceae; Pyrenomonadales; Geminigeraceae. Gene Ontology annotation, molecular function: coproporphyrinogen oxidase activity; 4 iron, 4 sulfur cluster binding. Gene Ontology annotation, cellular component: cytoplasm. The transcript has 2 exons. Bases 1 to 1371 code for a protein of 456 amino acids. Gene Ontology annotation, biological process: porphyrin-containing compound biosynthetic process.
AUGCGCCCCCUCCUUUGUGGAGCACAGCGUGCUGUCCUCCUCCUCCUCCUCCUCCUCCUGCCUCGCCGUUACCGAGUGGUUCACGGUUUCUCUUCACCUGCUCUGUGCUCUCGUCCGAGCUCUGCGUACAUCCACAUUCCAUUCUGCAAACAGCGCUGCUUCUAUUGCGAUUUUCCUAUCAAAGUAUUGGGCCAUGGUCUGGCCUCGCCGAGUGUUCAACAGACCAUCAGCAAGUAUGUCGAGGCUCUCAAGACCGAGAUGGAUAUAACUGAAACAAGAAGCAACGAAGAACCGAAGUUGCUUGAAACAGUAUAUGUAGGUGGAGGAACACCCUCUGUUCUUGACCCUGAACAUCUGGAGCAGAUUUUAUCUCGCAUUGACAAGAAGUUUGGAAUAUCCAAGGACGCAGAGAUUUCGAUCGAGAUGGAUCCUGGGACUUUUGACAAACAAAAAGCAGCUUCGUUCAAGAAGCUUGGAUUCACGCGAGUGAGCAUGGGCGUGCAGUCCUUCAACGAGCGAAGUUUAAAAGCUUGUGGAAGAGGACACAGUGUACAAGAAGUAUACGAUGGAAUUUCCUCCCUUAGAGCUGCUGGGUUCCAUGAUAUCAGUAUGGAUCUGAUCUCCGGGUUACCAGGUGAGACCGAGAAGUGUUUCACACAUUCUUUGCAAAGUGCGGUCGAUCUCAGCCCAACCCAUCUCUCGGUUUAUGAUCUCAUCAUAGAAGAUCACACAGCUUUCGGACGUUGGUUCGAUCCGAGCAGCAAUGUGAACAAGUCGCCGAUGAAAUUACCAUCCUUGCCGGGAGAAAACUUAGCUGGGGAUUUCUACACGUUGUCACACGAUUUCUUGACGUCUCGCGGGUAUGAGCAUUAUGAGAUCUCCAACUAUGCGAAGCUUGACUCUUCUCAUCCCAUCGAUGACGACGAUGUUGGCAUUGUCUCUCCGUUCCACUCCCGACACAACACAAUGUAUUGGGAUCGCAGACCCUUUUAUGGCUUCGGCAUGGGCGCCACCUCGUUUACAGGCGGAGUUCGUUUAGCCCGACCAAGAAAUCUUGAAGCUUACCUGGAUUGGGUUGCGAAUGGCAUCGACCCGAAGCAACUGACGGGUUGGGAGGAAGAGGACGGGUCGGACUCAACCUGGGACACGCUGGUGGAGACCUUCAUGGUUGGGCUGAGAACUCGACGGGGGGUGAUGGACAGUUGCUUGCGAAGAGAUUUUGGAGACACGCUGGUAGAUGAGGCUCUCAAACGGCUUCAGCCCCAUGUAAGGAAUGGUCUUGUUGAGAUAACGGGCAAAGGUAGGAUUCGAUUGACAGCCCCGAGAGGUUUUCUGUAUUCCAACACAGUUCUGGUUUCAUUGUUUAAGUAG